AUAGACAAAUGUAAUUUUAAUUAUGUAAAAGAAAUAUGAUAUUUCUUUUACAUAAUAAAAACAAACACCUGUCAUCAUUAACUGCAGUUAAUCAGACUGCAUUUAUUGAUCAUACAAUCUUGCUACCUCUUUAAAUCUCCCUUCUGAUUAAAAAAAGAUCCUCGUAGCAGCCAAUCAUAACGUCCUGAGCCCCGGGAACAGACUCAUAUCAGACAGCGUCACUGCACUGACCCCUUCUUCUCUCCAGGAUGCUCCUCUUUCUCGGCCUCUUCUUCUCUGCGGGCUUUUCCAUGGAGAUGAACCAGACCUCCAAGCUGCUGGGAGCGGAGAGCGGGGAGCAGUGCUCGGCCUGUGACUUCCGGGAGCACAGCAAGCAGAUGCGCCUCCACAGCAUCAAGUCCCAGAUCCUCAGCAUCCUGCGGCUCGAACAGGCUCCCAACAUCAGCCGGGACAUGAUCCGCCAGCUGCUGCCCAAAGCGCCUCCUCUGACGCAGCUCCUGGACCAGUACGACCCGCGGGUGGAGGAGGAGGACCACGCCACGACGGAGACCAUCAUCACCAUGGCCACCAAGCCUAAUCCAAUCGCCCAGGAUGAGUUUGCCUCCUGUUGUUUGUUCAGCCUAAGUCCGAAGAUUCAACCCAAAAACAUCCUGCGCGCUCAGCUGUGGGUUCACCUGCGGCCGGCCGACAUGGUCACCACCGUCUUCCUGCAGAUCUCCCGCGUCAAACCCGGUAAGGAGGGAAACAACACCCGAGUCAGAGUUCGCUCCUUGAAGAUCGACACCGAUGUCGGUGCUAGCUCUUGGCAGAGCAUCGACAUCAAGCCUCUGCUGCAGGCUUGGCUGCGUCAACCAGAGACCAACUACGGCAUCGAGAUCAACGCCUACGACUCCAAUGGAGCAGAUCUGGCUGUCACCUCAGCAGAGCCUGGAGAGGAAGGACUGCAACCGUUCAUUGAAGUGAAGAUCCUCGACCGCCCCAAGAGAUCCCGCCGUGACUCGGGCCUCAACUGCGACGAAGAGUCUGCAGAGACCCGUUGCUGCCGCUACCCGCUCACCGUCGACUUUGAGGAGUUCGGCUGGGACUGGAUCAUCGCUCCCAAACGUUAUCGGGCCAACUAUUGCUCGGGCGAGUGCGAGUUCAUGCACCUGCAGCAGUACCCGCAUGCACACCUGGUGAACAAGGCCAACCCACGGGGCACCGCGGGGCCCUGCUGCACGCCUACCAAGAUGUCGCCCAUCAACAUGCUCUACUUCAACCGCAAGGAGCAGAUCAUCUAUGGAAAGAUACCGUCCAUGGUGGUCGACCACUGCGGCUGCUCCUGAAGAAACCAUUUGCAGACUCAAUCAUAGAAGCUUUGUAUUCAGCAAAUGCGAUGCAAAAUUCUUUGAUUUGUUAAAACCCAGUAACAUAGGGGAGCAAUGCAAGUAUUUUUGAGGGCGACCCUAAAGUUGUUUUUAUUCAUACUUUGUGCUUUUAUCCAAAUAAAAGAAAUAUCACAAAAAAACCUUAGAUAUUAGACCAAACAUGAUAGAAACCAACCAACUAAAGGUCAUAAAAGCACAACAGAGACGACAGAAAUUCUUAAAUAAUCUAAACUUUACAAAAAAUGCAAUAAUAAAAGUCUUGUAUCUUCAUCUUCGAUAAUGUGAAGGAGGGAUUUAGAUAAAAUCCAACAGAUUUCACUGGAUCACUCAAAGUGGGCACAGGACUCAUCCACAUAGUUAGAUCAGGAGGCGGAUACGGGUGAAACUGAUGAUAUUACACAGCUGAAGGCACUUUCAACAUUUUCUUUAGCUCAUAAUUUUAUGCAGUUGGGAAGCAAUAAUAUAUUGAUUUGCAUGGCCUAACCCUAACCUUACUUCCAUGGAUCAAAAACCUCAAGAAACAAGACUUGAAAGGCAGGUUCUCGACUGGUAAAAGGUUUUCAUUAAUCCAGAAUGUUUUUAACUUACAUUGUGAAGUCAAAUGUAUCUGAAAUAUAUUCAACAUUUGGGCUUUUUUAUUAAAAAAAUGUAACAUAACGUAAAUAUUCUUAGAAUAAACAGAACACAAACAAAUUGAGUAAACUUUACUAGAUCCCAUAAGGAGGCUCCACACUCCAACACUGCAAGUCGCUGACCCUUUACAUUGCACUUAUGUAAUUAAAUUACAGGGAAAAUGUAAUGUAAUGUAAUUGAAAUACUUAAAGUCAAACUUUGAAGGAUAAAUAUUUUUUUGAGUGUAUGCACAUUGCACACACCUAUAUAGAGACGUAUCACCAAGGUGCAGUUCAAACUAUGAACAGUGGGGGCAGUGUAUCAAGAUGACAAGUAAGGUUUGCAGCAGACUGUAAAACAAACAACAGUGGAAAGUUUGGAAGAGACACAAUUUUGUUUUAGACCCCUUUUUCUUCCCAAUAUGCAGGCAGUAUGUGAAUAAAGCAGUGUUUAUGUACGCAUACGUGUUGCUCAAAAGCAAGUAUAUCAUGAAUUCAUUUAUUUAAAAAAAACUAAAUAUAAAAGUGUAAAUAGAAAGAUAGAUAGACUCCUGCUGUUCAUGUCUCCUGUUAUGAAAAUGUGUCCUGAUUUGAGCCUUGACCAGAACAUACCCUGCAGGACAUCUUCCAUGUGCGCCUUUAUUUUGAAAAACAUGAACCUACUGACUGUGAGCUGACAGAUCGUCCUUCCCUGUCCCAAAGCUUGUUUGCAAACUCCUUGCUGUGAUCUGUUUUCAAGAAAAUCCCACUGAUGUGAGGGAGAAAGAUACUUUUUUUAAGCACGUUAUUGCAGGUGUGUUGUGAUUUUAUUUUAUUCUGUAAAUUGUGUGUUCUUUGAGGUGUAUUGUGUGGUAUGUUGUAAACAGGGUUAGGGUUAGGGUUUCAGUUUGUCAGCAAUGUUUUAACUCUGAUGGCUGCCAUGUCUUUCCUUAUGGUGUUAUGACUUCAUAUAGUCAGUUGUUGGAGCCAGAAAAUGCUCAUUUUGAGUGAAUUGAUUGAGCUGAGUUGACCUGUCAAUCAAGACAAACCUUCAAUCAAAUCUUAAAAGUACCCCUGUGAGUCAGGUUAUCCUAUCCUUAAGGCCUAAAGGCUGAAUGCAUUUGCAGCGUGAAGAUUUUCAAACCUGCAGGCAGUUGCACAAAACACCUUAAGUUUGCAAUGUUUAAGGCUUAAUGUCUCCUUACCUGAAGGACUUACUUAAGGGGUUUACUGCAAUGAUUUUACAGUAGUAAAAUUACAGUUUCCAUGGAGACCAGUUGUUGGCUUGCUCUCUCGCUUGAUACCUGGUGAAGAGGUCCAUCCAAAAGGUUAAAAAGAAAUUAUAAAAUAAAUAUUGCACCUUGUGUGUUCUGGCCAAAAAAGAGCGAUCACUAGUUAAAGGAAGGAAUACAACAAAUCUGGUAUAAAUAACUUCAAGGUUUAACUGGAUUUACAGUUUACUUUAAAUCAGUGGCUCUCAACCUUUUUCCUUAAGGCACCCCUUUUCUAUCAUUGUGUAAACUGACGACUCCAAACUAAAUCACAUAUUUUAUAUAUAUUUCACAUAUUUAAUGCAAAACAAUAACAGUAGAGACUAAAUGAUAGACUGUAAAUAGUGCAGGAAGUUUGUGUAAAAUUAGCAAUUUGGAUGAAUUUUGAGCAUCUACUGUGAAUAUUGAUCAGAAAUGAGUUGAAACGUUUUAUACAAUUCUUUGUCUGUAUUAUGUAUUUUAAAACAUUUUAAUCAUACAAACUUAAUAGGCUUCUUCUUUGACAAGUUCAGUGUUUUCUUCUGCCUGACACUUCGAACUGCUUAGUUACUUUUACUGCGGGACGAUUAGAUAUCGGCCUACUGUCUAUAUUUUCAAGGUUUUCUUACACACCCUAAAAUAAAGAAAGCCUUGCAACCCCCCUUGAAGCUUUGGCAACCCCUAGUGGGGAUCCUGACCCCCGGGUUGGGUUAGAUUAGCUACUAUAUGAAUGACUUAUGAAGAAAUCCCUGCACAGAAGUCGUCAUAAUAAAGAUGACAAGGUUUAACGAAAUUUAAGGAUUUCCUUAAAGUAGUAUAACCUUACUACCUUAAACCUUAAAUACUUCAUUUAAACAUUUGAAGGAACCCUUAAGGAGAAGACUUAUGGUGUUUUGUGCAACAGGUCCACAGAACAAUAUUUUCCUUCUUAUGACUUCUUCUUCCUCUCUGGAAUUAUGCAAUUUCUCUUUGUUUUGUAGUUUACAACUUUGACUGCAGCAGGGUGGGAAGUUAAACCACUGAAGGUCAGAAAAACAAGAUUUUAGGAGCUGUUAAGUUAAACUCUGGCACAAGACAAAAAUAAACACAUAUGCAUCAUUGUGCACAUUAGCUGAGCAUUAGCUACAAACCUGCUCGUCAACCACAGGGAAUCUUUUUAUCCUCUUAUGGACAUAUUUUCCUUGUUUUCCUGUUAUGCUCAGAGCUAGUGGAUUAGAAGGACUGCAGCUGAAGGUGAGGAACUGUGAUCUCAGAGGGAGGUUUGAUCUCAAUUUGAAGCAGAGUGCAGAUGUCCUGACUGUUGUUAUACUUCACGGGGGUUUCUGACCCAAAAGUUUUGUUCUGCUGUUGGAACAGAACGUCCUCGAGUGGCACAGAUUAACGUUUGUGAUUCUGCAGAGAACAAAAUGUCUUGUCAGAUCACUGAGCGAUUUUAUCAUUUUUAUUUUUGUUAUCUCUACAAGACUUUUCUUUAGGUAAGACAGAAUAAUCUACUAGAGGAACUGCAAGAUUUGCAUUGCAAUAAAGAAGAAUUAUUCCAUUUCAUGAGAUUUUAAAUUUUAAAUAAAAGUUCCUUUAAAGAAAGAUAUUUAAAGAAGAGGAUUGGGAUGAAUAUUUAUUUUAUCCUGCUUUCCUUAUGGCUGAGACUGAAGCAGAAAGUUUGCCAUGUUUGUUGCUAUUUAUGUCUAAAUAUACUCAUAAUGUGCUGUAUGUGUAUAAGUAUACAAACACAUACAACAUAAGUAAGCCAAACAUCAGGUCAUGUUUCUGCAUUUGUGGUCAGUUGAAGUUCAGAAUCUGCAUCAAUGAGCUACUGUCUGUGAUCAGAGGCAAUAAGUGAGCACACUGAUAAUCACUUCAAAUUGUUCUGUAAAAUGUUCAGCUCUAAGAUUAUCUUCAAUGCACAUUUGUGUUUGAAAGUACUAACAGUUUUUUGCCGACAUGAACUGAAACCAGUGAUUUUAUGAAUUGGAAAAUGGUAACCAGUAAUGUAAAGUAUAUUCAUGCUGGUAUAAAGUAUUAUUUUAAACACAAUGGUGGUCCUUUUAAAGCAGAUCUUUUUGUCCCUGGUUAAAUCUGCUUCACACAGGAGUUGUAAAGAGUCAAACUGGGGUUUCUGGGUGAUCAAGUCUUUCAAGUAUGUAUUCUAAAAACUAUUUAUUUCAUCCACCAGGUGGCACCAAUGUGCACUGUUUCCAAAUUGAGGUAUGAACAUAAGAUUUUUAAAUGUGGUCUGCCACCAGUGUGCUUUAGAGAUUUGUAUCUGUCAAAAUAAAUGUUUACUCUUG
Molecule: messenger RNA, 5495 nt
Organism: Dicentrarchus labrax (European seabass)
Lineage: Eukaryota; Metazoa; Chordata; Actinopteri; Moronidae
Product: growth/differentiation factor 8-like
Exons: 3
Coding region: 249-1325 (358 amino acids)
Biological process (GO): SMAD protein signal transduction
Cellular component (GO): extracellular region
Molecular function (GO): growth factor activity; cytokine activity
Source: RefSeq, a predicted model, not a curated record